Messenger RNA from Branchiostoma belcheri (Belcher's lancelet), 1873 nucleotides. RefSeq lists its product as uncharacterized. Bases 103 to 1047 code for a protein of 314 amino acids. The record is from RefSeq and is a predicted model, not a curated record. The transcript has 5 exons. NCBI's taxonomy places the organism in Eukaryota, Metazoa, Chordata, Leptocardii, Amphioxiformes, Branchiostomatidae.
GCGUACUAAGCAGUUAGCCGACACACCAGGCGCAGAGUAGGACCUGUGUUUCUGUCCUCUUCCUUUUCCCGGAGACAAGAGAAAGGCUGAAAUUCGUACAGGAUGAUUCCCAGUAGAAGUCACCUUCUUCUUAAACUAUGCAUGAUGUUACUCUUGUUAGAGGCGGCAACGUCACAGAGUGCUACUCCGCCGGGGUCAACAAAUGCCACAACACCGGUGCCAUGUAACAACUAUGACUUCCUAUGUGAAUUGGAAAAACUACCGAUGAUAGCGUUGUUAGUGGCACCAGGUGUGGGGCUCCUCCUGAUUGCCGUAGUUAUCGCCGUGGCCUGUGGAGUGUGCAGGAGAAAGGAAGAUGACGACGACGACGAGAUAUUCCUAGAACGGGAGAGGACCAGUCAGAUCGCCAUGAAUGAUUACAGGAGUAACAUGGCGGCAUCCAGUGUGGCUGCAGAGGACGACUUUUCCGGCAGGCAGAAGACCAACCCGGCGUACAUGGAAGACGACGAGCUCGCCUUCAACCACAACCACAGUAACUACGGUCGGCCGUCCGUGUCGUCUGGAUCGGACCGCAUGGACAACAGGAGGCAGCGGAUGAGCAUGGCGUCUGUGGACAGGCCUUACGGUGAGGACCAGCGCAGGCCUGGGUCUCACUACCCGGUGGACGACAUGCGGCACCCACCGGCGGCAGACCCGCGGGGAAGGCCCGCCCAGUAUGGGGACGAGCCGCGUAGGGCAGGUCCACGCUACAUGGAGGAGGAUCCCCGUCGCCCCCCACCCGACAGCCGAGGACGCCCAUACGGCCACCCAGGUGACCGUGACGACGGAAGGCGCCCUCUAUCGUCUGCCCCGAUGUACGACAAGUCCGAGCCCAGGGGCGGACCCCGGCCACAGCAGCCACAGCAGUCUUCAGGGGGCGGGAGGAGAAACUGGGCCAAGCAGAGUGCCGCACCGCACGACGUGCCGCCGGCGGACUACGAUGAUGGAUUCCCGAACCCACGUUCCAGUUACGCCGGCUUCCGACAGGAUGUCAACAACUACUACUGAGAACCAGACUGAAGAAUGCCCUGAUAGUGUGAAUUAUAUAGGCCCGAGUAUACUAAAUUCGACUUUUUUUUUCAAAAGAUGAGUCAACUGUCCAUAAUUUAAAAUUUCCAUCAACCAUUUUCCAUGUAGAUGACUCUUCCAGCGAGGAUUCAUAUAUCCCAUGAAUGCAUAGCCUCAAUUUUGCAACAAGUGGAAUUUGUGGCAUAUUGAGAUGGUCAAUAAUGUCUUUUCAAUACUGUAAUAUCUAUGAGAACGGUGAACAACUUGAACUACGCAGCCAUACUUGAUGUGGAAAUGUUGUAAUCUGAAAGAAAGUCAUACUAUUACAACCUUCAAGAAGUAAACUUCAAAGAAGGUUUUACAUGCUGUAGAUUUUGGAGCAAACUGGGACCAAUAUUUUUGCAAUGUGUGCAUUAGUGUUAUAUAUUAUAAUUUAUCGUUUAAUCGUAGGACAGAACACUCUGAAAAGUGAGGCAUUUUUCCUGAUAUAUCCAUAGCUAGGAAUAACAAAAUGCGUGUAUGUUCUAUACUGUUAGGUAACGGUAUACUAUUCAAAGUUGUACAUCAUUUCUUAUUCCAAGCAAGUAAACUGAAUGUGGAAUAUCAUACUGCAGUACAACUUUGUCACACAAAGUUUGUUCUGUAUUAAUUCAAUUACUCAUAAUGUUUGUAUUAUUAGUACUUUUAUAAAGUAAACUGGACUAUAUGAAUGAACAGUACGAAAGUUCUUCCUAGAACUGACUAUAAAACAUCUAUCGUUGCCACUUUUUGCUCAUGUUCCAUGUCCGUUUGAAGGAAUGAAUAAAUAAAGUGUAGCAUUACAGAA